Messenger RNA from Amblyraja radiata (thorny skate), 2401 nucleotides. RefSeq names its product twist-related protein 2-like. The transcript is spliced from 3 exons. Bases 459 to 932 code for a protein of 157 amino acids. Gene Ontology annotation, biological process: developmental process; regulation of transcription by RNA polymerase II. The record is from RefSeq and is a predicted model, not a curated record. Gene Ontology annotation, molecular function: protein dimerization activity; DNA-binding transcription factor activity, RNA polymerase II-specific; RNA polymerase II transcription regulatory region sequence-specific DNA binding. NCBI's taxonomy places the organism in Eukaryota, Metazoa, Chordata, Chondrichthyes, Rajiformes, Rajidae.
AGUUACAAACAACAAGUAACGGGCAAACCUUCUUGUGCAUAAUUGUGUCCAGUGACUUUUAAACAUCACACUUUUCCUAGAAUAUCUUGAAAUUACUUUGGCGUAUACUUUGCGAUAAUCGAAGUUUUGUUUUCUCACUCCAGUAAAACAAAAGGAGCCGGGGAAAGUUAAAUACGUUAAUAUUCCACCUUUUACAGGCAGUUUUGUCCCAGUCUGUUGCGUCUCCGUUAUCUUCAGAGAGGUGAGCGGAUGUCCCAGGAACGCUUGGUCGUAAAGGAGGGCAGCUAAAACUAAAUUACUUAAAAAUCUAAGCCAGCAGCACUGCAAGAAGAACUGUUACAAUUCUACAUUUAAAUCCAUUUUAAUAAGAAGGAUCUGCCAGAAAUUCUGUGACUGAAAAAUCCCGUCUCUUUUCACUGCUCGCUGACGCCAACCUUCGAGGCUUGGUUGAACACAAUAUGCAAGAGGAUUCCAAUUCUCCGUUUUCUCCAGUGGAUAGUUCAAGCAACAGCGAGGGGGAACAGGACACGCAGCAGAAGAGAAAUGGCAGGAAGAGGCGUUCGGGCCAAAGGUCUCAUAGACCCAGUACCGGGAAGAAAGGCAUGAAGAUCUCUCCUCUGGCGCAGAGCUUAGAGGACAUUCAGACCCAGAGAGUCGUGGCUAACGUGAGAGAGCGUCAGAGGACGCAGUCCCUCAAUGAUGCAUUUGCAACUCUUCGCAAAAUCAUUCCCACUUUGCCUUCAGAUAAACUCAGUAAAAUCCAGAUCCUUAAACUGGCCACGAGGUAUAUCGACUUCCUUUACCAAGUUCUGCAGAACGACGAGAUGGAUAGCAAGGUAACGAGCUGCAGUUAUCUGUCACACGAGAGACUCAGUUAUGCCUUUUCAGUUUGGAGGAUGGAAGAAUCCUGGCCUUUGUCUGCCGGCCCUUAGCGUCUGCUGUCAAUCAGGUAUAUUGAUUAGCUACGUGGGAACUCUACGCCAGCGCAUCAAGAACAUUUUAAAGAUGAACUGAGUGUAAAUCAAAAGACAAGAGCACUUAAAUACUGGGCUGCGGAUGUGGGUACAGCUAGAAUGAUACCGAGAGACCCAGCAACAUUGGUCCGUGGAUUCCAUAUCUAUUUAUUUGCAUGUGUCUGCAAGGCUUCAAUCCCACCGUAUAUCGGGUGGCGAGACUGAGAAAUCGUUUUGAUUAACAAGGAAGAAAACAAAGAGACAUAAACUCAGAAGUUUAGAAUAUUAUUUUUUUAUAUUUUAAUUGGAAACCGAACUUUAUUUCUGAAGAAUGAGCUCCGAAUUUCGUCGACCGUCUUGUUACUUUAAGGAAAGCUAUAUGGCGUUAUGUUUUGUAAUAAACGCACACACAUUGCGUCCAUUUUAUUUCUGUUUUAUAUUGUGCAUCGAAUUUUGGAGACUCCGCGCUCCCUGGGGGCAGUGGGGGCCUUUAGUAGUUAAACAAAAAAAAAACAAAACCUCAUGCAGAUAAGCUUUGAGAGAAAUAACGUUUCUAUAUGUUUUACGUGGUGAUCCCUUCAAAUAACCCACACGGUUAUCAGACUUGUUGAGUUGCAUCUCCACGAAGAGCAGUCCCCGAGGUUUUAAAUGUUUAAAAGUUCCACUCCCAAUGAAUCUGAAGAUUCCGACAUUUAGAACCACUCCCCCCUUCAAAAUAAAAACAAAAACAAUUGGGAUUAGUGAUUCAAGAUCUGAAAAUAAUCCCACUUUUCGUAAAACGACACAGGUAGAAUGGCGAGAGUUUAAUUAUUAUACAUCGUCUAUGAAUUUCAUCCCAAACUCAGCCCAUGACCAAUGUACAGGUUUUAUCUACAGUACGCGGCAAGUAUAGGCUCGACUUUGCCAGAAAUCCCAUUUACCAACACGCCGUUAUGUUAAAGCUUUGUUGAGUGCUUUACCAAAAUCUAUUUCUUCUCUAAGUGGCCCCUUUCUCACAGACGAUGGGUUAUGAGUGAGAAAUAACGGUGGCGAGUUCCUAGUGCAGGUGUAGAGGGAUUUGCGUUGGUUCCCGUGAGGACGCGUGACAAGAAGAGGAAUUCAUCCAACACAAAAGUUUCAACCUCAAUCAUAUGGUUUGCUAUCAAUAAUAAAAACAGAAGGAGAGAGAAAGGUCGCAGUUUAUAGAACGAUGCUGUUGCACCCGUCCGCUGUCAACAAACCAACCUGGAUUUAGCACUGAAUUCAAUGCAGUGUUAAAAAUGCAGAAUUAAUUGGUUCCAAAAAUUGCAAUUUCUCUCAAAUGUUUGCAUUGUGCUCUAAAGUUUAGUCACGAGUGAUUUUAAAUUGUGACGUAUUUACCUUUUUAACAGAAAAUUCAAAUUUGCUUUUAAUUUUCUUAUAACUUGAAAUAAGCGUAAAAUAAAAAUGGAACAGUGCUUUCAAAAGAU